AUGCAGAUAUGGAUGGGCCGGGUCGUCCGUCUUGUGAUAGAUGGGGUACAACAGUACAAAAAGGACCGUGAGGGGGAUCGACGCAGCGUAGCAUACAAGUGGGCUACAAACUGGGUGCUCUGGGCCACCCGCCGCCUUACUACCGAGCCAGGGGUCUUGCCAAGGUGGGGUAGAUACUCCAAAGUCAAGGAACCAAACAAAGCCCAGACGAGCGGCAAUGUGUUGAAGAACUACUGUAGGCAGGUAGGUAUUAUUAAGUAA
Pyricularia grisea is the source of this 261-nucleotide messenger RNA. RefSeq lists its product as uncharacterized. The transcript is spliced from 2 exons. Lineage: Eukaryota; Fungi; Ascomycota; Sordariomycetes; Magnaporthales; Pyriculariaceae. The record is from RefSeq and is a predicted model, not a curated record. The coding region runs from base 1 to 261 and encodes 86 amino acids.